This is a messenger RNA of Durio zibethinus, 760 nucleotides long. Lineage: Eukaryota; Viridiplantae; Streptophyta; Magnoliopsida; Malvales; Malvaceae. The record is from RefSeq and is a predicted model, not a curated record.
GCACUGGUCCUGAAUUUACUGUACUGCUUCACUUUUCCCUUAAAAAGGAGAAACUUGCAACCAAUGCUUUGGGCUUCUCAACAAGCAAAUGCUCGCCUCAAGUGUAUUUAUUUUCCCAUUCAUCAGGGGAAAGAGAAUAUUGAGAGGAUUUUGGAGAAGUUGGAUACUGAAGGAUGUGGAGUUAGAGAAAACUUUGAGAAUUGUUGUUGUGUCUCAAUUUGUCGUCUUGGUCGUCUACUUCCAGUUGCUCGUUGGAGACUGAUGUUCAAUCCAAUGCCAUCAAAGACUGAUUUGGCGCACCAUAAUCCUUUUUCCAUUGCUCUAAAGAACUUCAGCUAUAGGCCUCAGGAGAAAGAAAAAGGGAGUACCAGCAUUGGCUUCUUCAAAUGCAUGACAGUUAUGAUGAAGAAAUCGAGUCUGGUGAGGAUCAGCCAAUUCUUGUUGUCAGUCCUUUGAACAAGAAGGCACUACGAAUCUCAUCUGACGUUAUAGGGUUCAUCAAAUUCUGACGAGAAAGGGAGGGUUAUGGAAAAGUGGCCAGAGAAUCAAAGUUCUCAAGGGUGCAUGUGCAGGGUGUCAUAAGAACAAUGUUUAUGCAACAAUAGAAUAUUUUUUGAUUGAAGGAUUUCAGGGAGACUCUGGUGGAGAAGCUAGGAUUAUACGCAGCUCUAGUGUGGAAGGCCACUAGAUGUAGAAAAUGGCUGUAUCCUUUCUGUAAAUAGUGGUAAUGCGAGUUUAAAUAUUCAAAAGUCAUUAUCUC